GAUGAUAUGGACCCUGUUCACAUCGGUCACGUUACUCCACCUGCUGUCCAACUACAUGGCCGUCAAAUCUCUCAAUCUGGUCACGUUCAACGGGGAACGGCUGAACCAACCGUUACAUCCGCAGCUAUCUCCUCACGGACUUGGCGUACAGUCCUAAAGAGGUCAAACCGGUGGGAAGUCCUGUGUCGUCGGGAUAUCUUACAGAGACAAAGACCUGUGUGGUUUCAAGGUCAGGCUGGGCUGGGCUACUCUCUGCGGCAGCUGGUGGAGUCGGGGAAGAUCGGCAGCGAGGAACUGGUCGUGAUGGCCGACAUGUUCAGGAACCGAACUUACCUGCUGUUACCACACGUCAAGUCUCGCACGAUCUUUGUCAUGUUCAAUCCUGCCGCAACCACGCAGGACUUCAUACAGGCGUACUUCCACAGUGUGCUGCUUGCCAUUGCGAUCUGCCACAUAGAUAAUAUCACCCUGAACAUUUUGACGCAUUUACACCAGAGCACUGUUCUGAAAAGGAUAGAACGAGGUUGGGCUAGAACAAUCUCCUCCUCCCCAGACAAAGGUAAACAGCCUCUGGAAGCUGUGACAAUCGUUGAAGACAUCAUCGAUAAAGAGUUUCUCAAAUUCUUCCAUGGCUUGAAAACCCAAGGGUGGAGUACAGAAAGCCACAGCCUGGAGGUGGAUGAGUGGAGAGGAGAAUGGAAGGAUUCGGAUCUCAGAGAGUCUGCGAAAAACAAGUGACUUGUCAUCAACUCUCAUACUUUCUGUCAAUAAAUUGUUGAUUUUCCUUAACGUC
Homalodisca vitripennis (glassy-winged sharpshooter) is the source of this 793-nucleotide messenger RNA. RefSeq lists its product as uncharacterized. Lineage: Eukaryota; Metazoa; Arthropoda; Insecta; Hemiptera; Cicadellidae. The annotation marks the transcript as partial. The transcript is spliced from 4 exons. The record is from RefSeq and is a predicted model, not a curated record.